Aphanomyces astaci is the source of this 2029-nucleotide messenger RNA. RefSeq lists its product as hypothetical. Lineage: Eukaryota; Oomycota; Saprolegniomycetes; Saprolegniales; Verrucalvaceae. Bases 28 to 792 code for a protein of 254 amino acids. Gene Ontology annotation, molecular function: cullin family protein binding; ubiquitin conjugating enzyme binding; ubiquitin-like protein binding. Gene Ontology annotation, biological process: protein neddylation; positive regulation of ubiquitin-protein transferase activity. Gene Ontology annotation, cellular component: ubiquitin ligase complex. The transcript has 5 exons. The record is from RefSeq and is a predicted model, not a curated record.
UCAGUCAGAACCUCCACCAUAACCAUCAUGUCGUUGUCCAACAAACAAGCGACACUGGUCAAGGAACUCGUGGACUUUACAAGCUGUACGCGAGAGAGAGCUGCCGCCUUGCUCAAGAAGCACCACUGGAGCGUCUCCGCCGCCGCAGACGCCUUCUUUGACGAUGCCGCGAACGAGGCGAGUGCACUUGCUGUCGACAUCAAUGCCAUCAACUCAUGGUUUGACAAGUAUGCUGACCCUGACGAACCGGACAGUAUCUUGGACGAAGGCAUCAUGACUUUCUGCGACGACAUUGGCAUCGAUGCCCAGGACCUUGUGGUGUUGGUGAUUGCGUGGAAGAUGAAGGCAGCGGUCAUGUGCUGCUUUACACGGUCGGAGUUCGUGCACGGCAUGCAGGAAUUGGGCUGCGACAGCGCACCUGCAUUGCAAGCCAAAAUCCCCGAAGUGCGGGGGUACAUUGCAGCGCCGUCGGCGUUCAAGCCAUUCUACUUGUUUUGCUUUGGCUACUCCAAGGAACCGGGCCAGAAGAGCCUCGGCAAGGACGUGGCGAUGGCCAUGUGGGAACUCGUACUGCUGCCCAAGUUCCCCAAGGUGGCCGACUGGUGCGCGUUUCUACAGGAGCAUCCGAGCCAGGGCGUGACCCGCGACACGUGGGACCUCUUUUACGACUUUAUGGUCAAAGUUGAUGGUUCGUAUGACGCCUAUGACGAGAACGAGGCGUGGCCUGUGCUCAUUGACGACUACAUGACGUACGUCCAAGACGACAACAGCAAACAAGCCAGUCGCCAUUAAUAUACACAACCCGGUGGCACCACGUUUCAACACGUUUGUGGGGUGUCUGCAAGGAAAUGAACAAAGCGGGGAACUGGCUAGAUGGUGCAAUAUCGGUUCGUGUUGCAGCCUCAAGCAAACAAUCCGUGACACCGCGUGGACGUGACAACACUGUCGAUGUGUUUAGUAAGACCAGUGUGUGUGCGUGCAUGAAGCACCGUUGGUUGUAUAGACUGCAAAACCAUGUCACAGAGCAAUGACCUAACGACACUUUGCAAACUAGCUUCUUCAAUAUGGGGCUACGUGCAACGCUGGUUGGCCUGGAGUUGCAGACACUUGGUAGUCCCCACCUGGCACGGCGCGGCUUCGUUGUUGGUUGUUGGGUUGGUGGUGGUGAUGAUGCACCCCCCAUGCUGUCUUUGCAAACUGCAUGUACAUAGCAAUGCCAAAGAAUACCACGGUGGCUGCCAAGUACGCCCACCACGCAGGACUAAUUGAGUACACGAAGCUUCCGUCGGCCACCUGAACACGCAAUGACUCCAAAUCGCUGCCAGACGGGUACUUGCCUGCAAAGUACCCCACGCCCCACACCGCCGCGGUCGCCCCGAAGAAACUGGUGGCGACGAUGAGGAACGGGCGCUCCAGACAUCGAGCCAAGAAGCCACCGAGGAUGCCCAACGCGACGAUGAGAAUGUACAGCAUGCCGCUCGGAUUCGACGGCCACAGCUUGUACCCGACGGUGUUGUUGACGAGGAAUGCGAGCACAAUGCCUGCGGCGGCACCGACCAUAAACACACCAAGCUUCCACACACACAUGACCGUGGCGCCGACGAUGAGACCCCCCACGACAAAGCAGAUCCACGCCGCAGUGACCAUGUACGUUUGAUUGGCAAACACCUUUUCGGCCAGCAAGUAGAACAGCACAGACCCGACUGCAAACCCGCACACAAACAGCACCGGGCGAAACAGUUUGUAGCCAAAGAGCGCCACGAUUGUGCCGACGCCGAUGGACAGCCCCGCCACGACGCUUGGCGCGACGCUGAGCUUUGACCCAGUGGCCAGGAGGUCGUUGGUGACACGGUCGAAGUCGCUGCUUCCGUCCGUCAAGUUGGGCAACGUCAGCGGCACAGCGGUGGCCACAAAGGACGUGGCAACAAGGGCCACCAGAACAACAGAUGUCGCUAGGGACACCUCUAGACGCAGCAUGGCUGUCGUCAUGCUCACUUACUUGGUUGUCCACGUCGCAAUUCUUUUCCAG